This is a messenger RNA of Cylas formicarius (sweet potato weevil), 1211 nucleotides long. It is a transcript of the gene mRpL44, whose product is annotated as large ribosomal subunit protein mL44. Gene Ontology annotation, biological process: RNA processing. Gene Ontology annotation, molecular function: ribonuclease III activity; double-stranded RNA binding. The coding region runs from base 55 to 963 and encodes 302 amino acids. The transcript is spliced from 5 exons. The record is from RefSeq and is a predicted model, not a curated record. NCBI's taxonomy places the organism in Eukaryota, Metazoa, Arthropoda, Insecta, Coleoptera, Brentidae.
AGUAAAACAAAUGGGACAUAACCAACCAAUCACUGCAAGACAUUUUAUAAUAAAAUGAGCUUUUGGAAACAUUCUUUUACGUUCGCAAGUGGAUUGCUAUUUGUCCCCAGCGGAGCCCUGACACGGGCGCCUAAUCAGCGAACUAUUAAAAGAUGGGUGGCUCCAACUUUAAAGGAAUUAAAGCGAAGGCAGUCUCAGGUCGGAGUUCAGCCCGAAAAACCGCGAUCUUCUUAUUUGGAAUGGAAUUAUGAAGCGGAACUGUUUGCUUUUGGUAAACGAUUGGGGGAAGAUUUUAAACGGGACAUUUUAAAACGCGCCCUCAUCCAAACAGAGUACGCAAAUUUGCUGGAGUUUAAUCAGAAAGAAAAAGGAGAAAUAUCAGAGGCAGUUCACAAUCAUGACCUAGUAAAAGAGGGAGAAAGCAUUAUCUCUACAUAUAUUGCGGAAGAAUACUCAAAAUUGUACCCUGAAGAUGUUGUUAAAGCGGUACAAAAGUAUUUAAUGAGUAAAGAGAUGUUGUCCCAUGUAGCGAGGCAUUUAGGGCUAAAAGACCUUAUCUUAGCCAAGGAGUAUCCUCCAGAAAAUCAGACUAUGUCAGAUACAUUUAAAGCCGUUGUAGCUGCUUUGAAGCAAUCUCAAAGCCUGGAGAGGGCUAAUUUUUUUGUCAAUGACUUUUUAUUAUCUCAGAUGAAUGGAAAAGAUCUAUUUGAUAUCUGGAGUCCAGAAAACCCAUUCGACUACCUCCUUAACAUCUUGCAAGGUAAAGGAAUUAAAGAAGUGGAACCUAGGUUAUGCAACCAGUCAGCCACCAAUACAAUUUUGGCGAAUUAUCAGGUCGGUCUGUAUAGCGAUAAGAAGCUACUCGGAAUAGGUUGGGGCGAAAAUAUAAAAACCGCCAAAGACAUGGCCGCUUUGGAUGCUAUCCAAAAAGUAUAUAAACAGCAUUGUACUAAAAAAGUGUAAAUAUAUAAGUUUUUUGUAUUUGAGUUUGAUUAUGAUAGGGAAGUUUAAGGUAAGGUAUGUUAAUACUGAUGUGAAAGGCAGUUUAGUAAACAAAACUAAUUGCUACAGUGUGGUUUAUUUUCAGUUAUGACAAGCUUUUACGAACACGAUUUAAAGACUAGAGAGUGGCAAAUAAAGUGGUGUCUGCAUUUUUAUCCAAGGCACAGAAUUGCAAGGCCUCUUGUAACUUAGAAAAAAAAAACUUAAAU